GAACAUGGCGUGGCCGUGGAGAGGAGAGGCUACAGCUCUCUGCUUUCACUCAGCAUCGCAUCGUUACUUUUAAGGACCGAUCUACAGCGUUUUAGUGUUUUAAAUGAACUUUUUCUGGACGCGAUGAUGUUCCAAGGAAAUCUCUGAGCGCCAUAUAAACUACUGGAGAGUCGCUGGAAGUGCUUUGCCAUGUCGCUGCUGUGUGUAAGAGUGAAAAAGGCCAAGCUCCAAGGUGCACCCGACAAGUUCAACACCUAUGUGACACUGAAGGUGCAGAAUGUCAAAAGCACAACCAUCACAGUGCGGGGGGAGCAGCCAUGUUGGGAGCAAGAUUUUAUGUUUGAAAUCAACCGCUUGGACCUGGGCCUCAUUGUGGAAGUGUGGAACAAAGGCCUGAUCUGGGACACUAUGGUGGGGACUGCCUGGAUCCCUCUCAAGAAUGUUCGGCAAUCAGAAGAGGAGGGUUCAGGAGAUUGGAUCUACUUGGACUCAGAGGUUCUCAUGAAGGCAGAUGAAAUCUACGGAACUAAAAACCCAACCCCCCACAGAGUUCUUUUGGAUACUCGCUUUGAGCUGCCUUUUGAUAUUCCAGAUGAUGAAGCUCAAUACUGGACAGGAAAGCUGGAACAGAUCAAUACAAUGACUAUUCAUGAUGAGUAUCCUCUUCAGGACGAUCAGCGCUCCCUUCCCUUUGCUGCAUCUCAGUGUUCUUUGGAUGACCACGACAGUGCAGUGGAUGACCGGGACAGUGACUACCGCAGUGAGACCAGUAACAGCCUGCCACCUCGCUACCACACAACCGCUCAGCCCAACUCCUCUAUGCACCAGUACCCAAUGGGCCUACGCCCUCCACACCAUCACGACUCUUGCACAGAUUCCAUUCACAGCUUUGAGUUAGACUACAGGGAUCACAGAGGAAGCAGUCCAGUGGAAAGUAGUCGCUUCGGGUCAUCUGGAAACUUGAGCCAGACCAGCUCCCAGCUUAGUGAGACUGGCCAAAGCACUGGCGGCUCUGAGCUAGAGGAGUCAUUCCACUCCUACCACAGCGUAGGCUUUCAUCCCUCUUCUAAUGGUCAGCAUCGCACCAACGGGCAUCUCUCGGCCAGUGGACAUUCUGUCAUCAGUGAAAAUGAACGGCGACCCUUGACAGAUGAAAAACACACACUGAAAAGUACCAGUUCAUCAGAGAGAGGUUCAACGAAGCUCUUGAGGUUCCAUGAUGAUGGUCCACCACUACCUUUUUCCCCAUCCAGACUUCGCUGGUUAAAGGCCAUCAAUAAAGUUAGAGUUCAAAUUCGUGAGAGUCGUGAGGAUGAACCCAGCUCAAGGCAAGCAUGGGUUAAGCCAGGUGGUGGAACUGGUCUCUAUGGAAUUGAUAGCAUGCCUGACCUACGCAAAAAGAAACCAAUCCCACUGGUCAGCGAUGUGUCCCUUGUCCAAGCAAGGAAGGCUGGGAUUGCUUCAGCGAUGGCUGCUCGGUCAUCAAUCAAGGAUGAAGAACUUAAAAAUAAUGUGUACAAGAAGACCCUACAAGCUCUUAUCUACCCAAUAUCUUGUACAACUCCACACAACUUUGAAGUCUGGACGGCUACAACACCCACGUAUUGUUAUGAAUGCGAGGGGCUGUUGUGGGGUAUAGCCCGCCAAGGUAUGAGGUGUUCUGAGUGCGGGGUCAAGUGCCAUGAGAAGUGCCAAGAACUGUUGAAUGCUGACUGUCUGCAAAGGGCUGCUGAGAAGAGCUCGAAACAUGGAGCUGAAGAUCGGACUCAGAAUAUUAUAAUGGCCAUGAAGGACAGAAUGAAAAUCAGAGAAAGGAACAAACCAGAAAUCUUUGAACUGAUUCGUGAAGUAUUCGCCAUUAGCAAAACUCUUCAUGCCCAGCAAAUGAAGACAAUCAAACAGAGUGUACUAGAUGGAACAUCAAAGUGGUCAGCCAAAAUCACAAUUACUGUUGUUUGUGCUCAAGGACUUCAAGCUAAGGAUAAAACUGGAUCAAGUGACCCCUAUGUUACUGUGCAAGUUGGAAAAACCAAGAAGAGAACAAAGACCAUUUAUGGCAAUCUCAAUCCAGUUUGGGAGGAAAAAUUUCACUUUGAAUGCCACAAUUCUUCAGACCGAAUCAAAGUGCGGGUGUGGGAUGAGGAUGAUGACAUAAAGUCCAGAGUGAAGCAGCGACUCAAAAGGGAAUCAGAUGACUUCCUUGGUCAGAGUAUUAUUGAAGUUCGCACACUGAGCGGAGAAAUGGACGUGUGGUACAACCUUGAGAAGAGAACCGACAAGUCUGCAGUAUCAGGAGCCAUCCGACUUCAAAUCAAUGUGGAAAUCAAAGGAGAGGAGAAAGUAGCUGCAUAUCACAUCCAGUACACAUGUUUGCAUGAGAAUCUUUUUCACUAUUCAACUGAUGUCCUGGGCCAAGGCGUGGUGAGAAUCCCAGAGACCCGUGGGGAUGAUUCCUGGAAAGUUUACUUUGAUGAUGUGGCUCAAGAAAUAGUUGAUGAGUUUGCGAUGCGUUAUGGAAUUGAAUCAAUCUAUCAGGCCAUGACCCAUUUUGCCUGCCUCUCUUCUAAAUACAUGUGUCCUGGAGUUCCUGCUGUGAUGAGCACUUUACUGGCUAACAUCAAUGCAUUCUACGCCCACACCACUGCCUCCACCAAUGUGUCUGCCUCCGACCGCUUCGCAGCCUCCAAUUUUGGGAAAGAACGUUUUGUAAAGCUCUUAGACCAGUUACACAAUUCUCUGCGGAUUGAUCUCUCGACAUAUAGGAAUCACUUUCCUGCAAGUAGUAAAGACCGCCUACAGGAUCUGAAAUCUACAGUAGAUCUUUUAACUAGCAUCACUUUCUUUAGAAUGAAGGUACAAGAAUUACAGUCCCCACCCAGAGCCAGCCAAGUGGUGAGGGAUUGUGUUAAAGCCUGUUUAAAUUCCACCUAUGACUACAUCUUCAACAAUUGCCAUGAAUUAUACAACAGACAGUACCAACCCAUGGACUCUAACAAAGAGGAAAUACCUUUAGAAGAGCAGGGUCCUAGCAUCAAGAAUCUAGACUUUUGGCCCAAGCUGAUCAUGCUGAUUGUGUCUAUCAUUGAAGAGGACAGAAACUCGUACACACCUGUACUAAAUCAGUUUCCACAAGAGCUGAAUGUAGGCAAAGUGUCUGCUGAAGUCAUGUGGACGCUGUUUGCUCAGGACAUGAUGUACGCUAUGGAAGAACAUGAGAAGCAUCGCCUGUGUAAAAGCACAGACUACAUGAACCUUCACUUCAAAGUCAAGUGGCUCUACAAUGAAUAUGUCAAAGAACUGCCCAAUUUUAAGGAUGUAAUUCCUGACUACCCAUCCUGGUUUGUCCAGUUUGUGCUCCAAUGGCUGGACGAGAAUGAGGAUGUGUCUUUAGAGUUCAUGCACGGAGCCCUGGAGAGAGACAAGAAAGAUGGAUUCCAGCAGACUUCAGAGCAUGCCCUGUUCUCCUGCUCUGUGGUAGACAUUUUCACACAGCUUAACCAGAGCUUUGAGAUCAUCAAAAAACUGGAGUGUCCUGAUCCCAAAGUCAUGGCACAGUAUAGCAGGCGAUUCUCAAAGACUAUUGCCAAAGUCCUGCUGCAGUACAGUGCCAUUCUCACCAAAAGUUUCCCAUCUUACAUUGAUAAAGAGAAGAUUCCUUGCGUCUUGAUGAAUAACGUUCAGCAGCUAAGAAUCCAACUGGAGAAAAUGUUCGAGUCCAUGGGUGCUAAACAGAUGGACAGUGAGGCCAGUGACCUCCUGAAUGACCUCCAGGUGAGACUCAACAACGUCCUGGAUGAGCUCAGCAGCACAUUUGGAAACAGUUUCCAGAGCCAGAUCCGUGACUGUAUGCGUCAAAUGGCCUCUCUGCUGUAUCAGAUCAAAGGCCCACUCAACGAGAACACCAAGAACCUGGUGGAGGCAGAUUCAGACAACAUGCUCCGACCUCUAAUGGACUUCCUGGAUGGAAAGCUGACUCUGUUUGCCACUGUGUGUGAGAAGACAGUGUUGAAGCGCGUGCUGAAGGAGCUGUGGAGAAUAGUGAUGACCUGCCUGGAGAAGACUAUUGUCCUGCCCCAGGGCAAUGACACCUUUGGAGCACAGAUCCUCUCCGCAGCCAAAGAACUCGGCCAGCUGUCCAAACUCAAGGAUCACAUGGCAGGAGAGGCUAAAAGCUUGUCUCCGCGGCAGUGUGCUGUCAUGGACGUGGCAUUGGACACUAUAAAGCAAUACUUCCAUGCCGGAGGGAAUGGACUGAAAAAGGCUUUCCUGGAGAAGAGUCCUGAGUUGUCUUCACUUCGCCAUGCUCUCUCACUCUACACUCAGACUACAGACACUCUCAUCAAGACCUUUGUGACCAGCCAGCAUUCACAAGUGCACAAUGGGAAGGGCAUUAGGUUUACUCCUAAUGAAAAAAUCCAGCCCAGCAGGGGCUCAGGAGUGGACAAACCCAUUGGUGAAGUGUCUGUUCAGAUUGAGCUCUACACUCAUCCAAAGAGUGGAGAACGCAAAGUCACUACCAAAGUGGUGGGAGCCAGUGAUCUGAAGUGGCAGACGUCCGGUAUGUUCCGCCCUUUUGUGGAAAUCACCAUGAUCGGGCCUCACCUCAGUGACAAGAAGCGCAAAUUUCAGACCAAGUCCAAGAACAACAGCUGGUCUCCCAAAUUCAACGAGACUUUCCACUUCAUUCUAGGCAGUCAGGACGGCUUUGAAUGCUACGAGCUGCAGGUGUGUGUGAAAGACUACUGUUUUGGUCGUGCUGACCGUGUGGUGGGGCUUGCCGUGCUCCAGCUCAGGGACAUUAUGGAGAAGGGGAAUUGCGCGUGCUGGUGUCCACUGGGCCAGAGAAUACACAUGGACGACACUGGACUGACUGCCAUGAGAAUCCUAUCACAACGCUCCAACGACGAUGUGGCUAAAGAGUUUGUGCGGCUCAAAUCUGAAACACGGUCAGCAGAGGAGGGAAGAUGAGGAAAAUCAGAUGCUUAAAUAAGAAGGCCAUGUUAUGAAAUCCUUAUGUGUCUUAGCUGCUGUUUGCCAAGUAUACCAUUACAUUGUCUAUUACUCUAUUUCACACUGGGUAUAAGCUAGGGCUGUAAAAGCAUAAAUGAGUGAUAUUCGGUAUCUUAUGUUCAAUGUUGCUAUGAUUAUUGUUAUACUUAAACAUACAUUUUGACACCACAAUUUCAGACAAAA
Molecule: messenger RNA, 5193 nt
Organism: Boleophthalmus pectinirostris (great blue-spotted mudskipper)
Lineage: Eukaryota; Metazoa; Chordata; Actinopteri; Gobiiformes; Gobiidae
Product: protein unc-13 homolog B
Exons: 40
Coding region: 190-4968 (1592 amino acids)
Biological process (GO): presynaptic dense core vesicle exocytosis; dense core granule priming; synaptic transmission, glutamatergic
Cellular component (GO): presynaptic active zone cytoplasmic component; presynaptic membrane; terminal bouton
Molecular function (GO): calcium ion binding; syntaxin-1 binding; calmodulin binding
Source: RefSeq, a predicted model, not a curated record